CGGUCAGCUGCUGGAGCGUGCGCGUCGCGACCGAGGCGAGAGUCGCCCGCAGAAGAUUUUCUCACCUGUACAUAUUUCCUUAUAGAGGGGAACUUCUGCGGGUGGCUCUGCUAAUCCAGCAGAGUCCGUCACCCUCGAGCCGGACGUCUUCCACACUGCUGGGAUUGCUGUCUUCUCCAAGAUGCAGCGGACUUGUCACCCGCUGUUUAUCGUCGAGAGUUCGCCGGCCCGGACCUGCCAGAGGUCCCGUCUGAAGAGGGCCGGGGGCGGCGGGACAGCGAGACCACCAGUGUGGGGGACAUACGGGACGGACCUGGGUUUGACAUACACCCAAGAACAUCGAGGGGGUGGCUUUAAAGAGGGACCCCGGGACAGCGGUACUCAGUACGCUCAACGCACUGGGGAAACUGUCUCGGGGAUGAAGACGACAGCCGGUGACAGCGAGAGGGGCCAUAAAGGCAGAGCUGCUUGCUUGCACUCCUUUGGUGGAGCUGCGUACAGACAAGAAUUUGUCUUUGAAUUGUCAACUACCAGUGCACAUUAAGGUCUCAUUGGCCACCGUGCACUGGUAUAUUUGGAUCUAAAUUAUAUCUUUGGCGAAUACCCGGGAAGCCGGGGUAAAUUUGACCUACUUUGGCUCAAAAUUAAUCUUUUUCCCCUGAAAGGUCACAGGGGCAGGUCGGACCAUAAAGACCUCAUGAAGGGGCCGGUAGGACCUGGAAAUAAACUCUGAUCCAAAAAAAAAAAAAAAAAAUGCAAACAUUCAUCUCUGCAUCGAUUUAGAAAUCAUGCCGACCAAGGGUGUUGCAAGCAAGGGCUCUAAGAAGGCCGCCACUAAGGCUAAGACCGCGCGCUCCACUGACAAGAAGAAGCGCAGGAGGAGGAGGGAAUCCUACGCCAUCUACAUCUACAAAGUCUUGAAGCAGGUGCACCCCGACACCGGAGUGUCCAGCAAGGCCAUGUCGAUCAUGAACAGCUUUGUCAACGACAUCUUCGAGCGCAUUGCUGCCGAGGCUUCCCGUCUUGCCCACUACAACAAGCGAUCCACCAUCACAAGCAGAGAGAUCCAGACCGCUGUGCGUCUCCUGCUGCCUGGUGAGCUCGCCAAGCACGCCGUGUCCGAGGGCACAAAGGCUGUCACCAAGUACACCAGCAGCAAGUAAACAACUUCUGUGGUGCUUCAAAACAAACGGCCCUUUUUAGGGCCACCCAA
Molecule: messenger RNA, 1213 nt
Organism: Dreissena polymorpha
Lineage: Eukaryota; Metazoa; Mollusca; Bivalvia; Myida; Dreissenidae
Product: histone H2B-like
Exons: 1
Coding region: 789-1163 (124 amino acids)
Cellular component (GO): nucleosome
Molecular function (GO): structural constituent of chromatin; DNA binding; protein heterodimerization activity
Source: RefSeq, a predicted model, not a curated record